This is a messenger RNA of Asparagus officinalis (garden asparagus), 2666 nucleotides long. Its product is annotated as leucine-rich repeat receptor-like serine/threonine-protein kinase BAM1. Gene Ontology annotation, biological process: protein phosphorylation. Gene Ontology annotation, molecular function: receptor serine/threonine kinase binding; protein kinase activity; ATP binding. The coding region runs from base 222 to 2345 and encodes 707 amino acids. The transcript is spliced from 2 exons. Lineage: Eukaryota; Viridiplantae; Streptophyta; Magnoliopsida; Asparagales; Asparagaceae. The record is from RefSeq and is a predicted model, not a curated record.
GUCUACCAUCGGAUACUACAACAGCUACGCGAGCGGGAUCCCCAGGGAGAUCGGGAGGCUGAAGAAGCUCGUGACGGCUCGACAUCGCCAACUGCGGCCUCAUCCGCGAGAUCCCAGCCGAGAUCGGCGAGCUAGAGAAUCUCGACACCCUGUUUCUUCAGGUGAACGGGCUCUCCGGCGAGCUUACGCCGGAUCUCAGCAAGCUCCGAAGCUUGAAAUCGAUGGACCUCUCAAACAACGCCUUCGUCGGAGAAAUCCCCACCAUCUUCGGAGGUCUCAGGAAUCUGACCUUGCUGAAUCUUUUCCGUAACAAACUGUACGGGGCGAUCCCGGACUUCAUCGGGGAGUUGCCGGAGUUAGAGGUUCUCCAGCUCUGGGAGAACAAUUUCACCGGCAGCAUCCCGUCGAAGCUCGGAACGAGCGGGAAACUCCAGCUGCUCGACCUUUCGACGAACAAACUCACCGGGACUCUGCCUCCCGACUUGUGCUUGGGCAAUCGACUACAAACCCUAAUCGCAUUGGGAAAUUUCCUCUUUGGUCCGAUUCCCGAUUCUUUAGGGCGAUGCGAGUCUCUGAGUAGGAUCCGGUUGGGGGAAAACUAUUUGAACGGCUCGAUUCCUGAGGGUCUGUUCAGCUUGCCGAAGCUCGCGCAAGUCGAGCUUCAAGAUAAUUUGCUGGUGGGUAGAUUUCCGGAUGCGGACAAAAGUUCGAUCUCGCCGGGUCUCGGUCAGAUUAGUCUUUCUAAUAAUAGACUCUCCGGGCCUUUGCCGGCGUCCAUUGGAAACUUUUCCGGCGUCCAGAAGCUCCUCCUGAAUCAAAAUUUCUUUAACGGGAGCAUUCCGCCGGAGAUUGGGAGGUUGCAGCAGCUGUCCAAGCUGGAUUUAAGCGGGAAUCGGUUAUCGGGUCGGAUCGUGCUGGACAUCAGCAAAUGCAGGUCGUUAACCUUCGUCGAUCUUAGCCGAAACAAUUUAUCCGGGGAGAUUCCGACCGAGAUCACUGGCAUGAGGAUUCUAAACUACCUCAAUGUGUCGAGGAACGACCUCCAAGGGGAAAUUCCGGUGUCGAUAUCCACCAUGCAGAGUUUGACGGCUGUCGAUUUCUCCUACAACAACCUGUCAGGGAUCGUUCCGGCCACCGGCCAGUUCAGCUACUUCAACUCCACAUCGUUCGUCGGAAACCCCGACCUCUGUGGGCCCUAUCUAGGCCCAUGCAAGCUCGGCACCGCUGGCGGCCCCGCCGCUGCCGGUCGGUCUAAAGCUGCUCUCUCCGCCUCUUUCAAGCUACUACUCGUCAUCGGGCUUCUCAUCUGUUCCAUCGCAUUUGCCAUCGCCGCCAUCAUCAAAGCUCGAGCUUUAAAAAAGGCAAGUGAUGCUCGAGCUUGGAAACUAACUGCAUUCCAAAGAUUGGACUUCAGUUGUGAUGAUGUUCUUGAUUGCUUGAAAGAGGAGAACGUGAUCGGCAAAGGAGGAGCCGGGAUUGUGUACAAAGGAUCGAUGCCUAAUGGCGAUCACGUGGCCGUUAAAAGACUCCCAGCAAUGAGCCGGGGAUCCUCACACGAUCAUGGGUUCAACGCUGAAAUCCAAACUCUGGGCAGAAUCAGACACAGACACAUCGUUAGGCUGCUGGGUUUUUGCUCGAAUCAUGAAACCAAUCUCUUGGUGUACGAGUAUAUGCCUAAUGGGAGCCUUGGCGAGGUUCUUCACGGCAAAAAAGGAGGGUUUUUGCAUUGGGAUGCGAGGUAUAAGAUUGCGGUGGAGGCCGCCAAGGGAUUGUGCUAUCUUCACCACGAUUGUUCUCCCUUGAUCCUUCACCGCGAUGUGAAGUCGAAUAAUAUACUUCUGGAUUCGAAUUUGGAAGCUCAUGUCGCUGAUUUUGGGCUGGCGAAGUUCUUGCAGGAUUCUGGGACUUCUGAGUGUAUGUCUGCCAUAGCUGGGUCUUAUGGCUACAUUGCUCCAGAGUAUGCUUACACCCUGAAGGUGGAUGAAAAGAGCGAUGUCUACAGCUUCGGAGUGGUUCUCCUCGAACUGAUAAGCGGGAGAAAACCUGUAGGAGAAUUUGGUGAUGGCGUUGACAUUGUCCAGUGGGUUCGAAAGGUGACAGACUCAAACAAAGAAUCAGUGCUCAAAAUCCUCGACCCAAGGCUCCAUUCUGUGCCUCUCAACGAGGCAAUGCACGUGUUCUACGUUGCUUUGCUCUGCGUUGAGGAGCAGAGCGUUGAGAGACCCACGAUGAGGGAAGUGGUUCAGAUCUUGACAGAGAUUCCGAAGGCAUCAACAAAUCAAGAAGAGGACGAUGUUAAUGGAGGGGGAGGAGAGAAGUCACCUCCUGAUCUGCUGAGCAUUUGAAAGUGAUGCUGGUAGGGGUUGCAAUGAUGCAAAUUUUUGAAUUCAAGGGGUUAUCCUUAAUUUGUUUAGGUGGUAACUGGGGGUGUUUUAUGCUUUGGUUUUUGGUAAUUUGUACAGGCUUUUAAGGGUAUGGGGUCCUAGUUUGCAGUGCUUUCUUUAGUUUUAUUUCUCUCCCUUGGACUCGAACUUGGUGGAAAUCGGAAUCACGGGAAGCCAAGGAUUUCCUUAUGAAAAAGUGGAGUAUGAUUGCUGAUGUUGGCUUGAAUUUGUUUUGGAAUUUGAAUGAGAAAUGACUCAGAUAUCAAUUCCCAAGGUUGAACU